Messenger RNA from Halichondria panicea, 2134 nucleotides. RefSeq lists its product as uncharacterized. Gene Ontology annotation, biological process: transmembrane transport. The transcript is spliced from 7 exons. Bases 91 to 2091 code for a protein of 666 amino acids. Lineage: Eukaryota; Metazoa; Porifera; Demospongiae; Suberitida; Halichondriidae. Gene Ontology annotation, molecular function: transmembrane transporter activity. The record is from RefSeq and is a predicted model, not a curated record.
UGACAUCUGUUGUCAUAGGCUAAGGCCCUAUUAUGCGUGGAGGGUCUGAGAACUUUGCAUAGCACAAAUUAUUAGCCAGGCGCUGACAAAAUGAGACUUGACAAAGAAAAAUGGCGUUUGAGAGUGAAUGGAUUUCUCACUCAAAUACUAGCUCCAAUGAUGUUUACCAUCAGUGCUACAUUAUACCUCUCUUCAUUGCAUAGGUUUGUCACUAACCCAAAAAAGGCAGGCAUCAAUGAAACCGCACUCCAGCAGGAGCCUGGAUUAGAUGAGCCUGAAAUAAUGUACGCACUGCUGAUAACUGUUUAUGCCUGCGGCGACGUUAUAGGAGGAUUGCUGUCAGGAGUUUUAACUAAGUGCAUCCCGAAUUGGUACCAGUUUGUAUUUGCCAUAUCUCUGCACACGAUUGGCUACGUGUUGUACGGUGUUGCAACUAACGGUGGGAUACUAAUGAUCGGCAUGUUCCUGGCCGGAUACUAUUUGGGAGCACAGCUCACACUCAGUAUGAACUACGCAACAGAAAUGAGUGUCGAGUAUGUGAAUCUACUGAAGGAAGUAAAGAAUGAAGAGUACGAGAAGAAAGUGGUGAAAACUCGUAACUUUCUAUAUUCAGUCUACUCCAUUGGAUACAGUAUUGGAUUUGUCGUUGGUCCUAGUGUUUCAGUAAUAUUUUCUAACCUUCCAAUUGAGCAGUAUCGAUCGAUUGCUUGGUUCAAUGUAGCUUUUGGAGUUAUAUUGUUGAUCUUGUUCUGUUUUCUCUUCCGUGGAGAGAGUAAAUGGAACAGAACUAAUUGUCAUAAGCUUUGUGUCCGCUCAAAAAACAACUCAAGUUCGGCCAAGCCUGGACCACUGCAAAUAUUCAUUAUUGUGAGUAUGCACUUGCUAUCGUUCGUACAAAUGCUGAAGUGGGCAUAUUUUGAGGCCCUAAUGAAUCCAAUUCUAAGUGAUUCAUUUGGGUUCUCUCUAAACACAUCUUCCUACGUCUUUUUGGGGGUGGCUAUCUCAAGCAUUCUAGGCGCCAUCUUACUGGUCUUGUUACAAAGAAUCAAAAUCAGUACACAGAUGGGAGCUUUCAUUGGUAUUUCAAUGACAAUUGUAGGAUACUUCUUAGUAACAGAUUGGCAGGCCAUACCUUACGAUCCAUGCACUGAGUACAGUCCGUUCCACCAUCCAGAUCGCUUUCAAAACAACCACUCAAGUCUAGAAAUGUUAACACCUUUGGAUAAUACUCCCCCAAGUUGGCCUACUCUCUUAAAUAAUCGUGCACACAUGGAUAUUGAGUUGGAUUUUGGUGAUCGAACGUACACAGAAAUUGCUUACCACUUUAAUUUCAGCUGCUACGUUGAUGAAUUUUGCCCAUUUUGCACCGAGAAAUCUACCAGCAAGCACCGGUGUUUGUCGUUUGUAGUUGAAGGUGAAAACGAAUCUUCAGAACAGGUGCUCGAUGUGUUUUCCUGUUCUUUAACUUCUCCUUUACAAAAUAUUUGCCUCAGUAUUUCUCAUCAUCAAUCAACUGAUUCUGAGGAAGUUGAAAAUUUAAAUGGAAAUCGUUUUGUAGCCGGCGUUCAAAGCUUAUUGGUACUCCCUCAAGAUAUGUACUCCACUGCAAGCAAUGCCUGUAUAAAUGCCAAUGUAUCAAUUAGUGGAGAGUGUCAUUGGAUACCGUUGUCAAGUGGUGAGGAAUGUGUGGAUUGUCCUCCUAUCUGCAGAGGAAAGCAACGGACACUACUGCUACCAUUGUAUCUGAUAGGGAUGGUGCUAUUGAUAGGAAGCUACCCUCUUGUCUGGGUGAAUUUGGUGGCCAUAGCUAACAACCAGAGUCCUGAAAGUGUUCAAGGUAUUGUGAUAGGAGGUAUCAAUGCAGCAAAUGGACUUGCUGCGAGUAUCAGUCCUGUGGUUGUCGAUUUGCUCUAUGAAAAGACGAUGAAAAGAACUUUCGUGCCGUCUAUUCUGUUUGCUCUGUUGCAUAUACCAUUUCUCAUAGAAAUCAUCAUAUUGUACAAACCCUUAGGACCUUCAUAUAAGCUCACUGAAUAUAGAUCCACUCUGCCCAAAGAACAAUUGUCUGGGAAAGAGUGCGAUUGUCCUUGAUGAUUGUCCUUGAUGAUUGUCCUUGAUUUAUAUACCAUUGAAA